Messenger RNA from Talaromyces stipitatus ATCC 10500, 498 nucleotides. RefSeq lists its product as uncharacterized. Bases 1 to 498 code for a protein of 165 amino acids. Gene Ontology annotation, molecular function: nucleic acid binding. The record is from RefSeq and is a predicted model, not a curated record. The transcript is spliced from 2 exons. NCBI's taxonomy places the organism in Eukaryota, Fungi, Ascomycota, Eurotiomycetes, Eurotiales, Trichocomaceae.
AUGCGUGAAUCUAAAGGUGGAAUUGAUUGGUGGCGAUAUCAAAAGGAAGUUCUUAUCCCUAAACUUAUUCCUUUCGCAAGAGACUGUAUGAUGGAGAGACCUAAUACCAUUAUCCUUGAGGAUGGUGCACCUGCCCACCGUCACCACUAUCAGCAAUUAGUACACGACAAGUAUCAUGUUCAAAAGAUGCUAGAUUGGCCUGGUAAUUCGCCAGAUCUAAAUGCAAUCGAGCCAACCUGGAUCUGGCUUAAGCGACGAACGACAGUAAGAGGGGCUCCUCGUGAUAAGAAGACUGCAAAAGUGGCUUGGAUCAAGGCCUGGAAUGAUCUCCCUCAAAAGCAGAUCCAGGACUGGAUCGAACGUCUUAUUCGCCAUGUACAGGAGGUCAUUCGACUAGAAGGAGGGAAUGAGCAUUGUGAGGGCCGUAAUGAGAAGGAUAAGCGUCGAAACUGGAAAGGAUACCGGUUGAAAGGCAAGCUCUCACGCGUCAGGAUCUAG